AUGUCGUCGGACGAGAUUGUCUGGCAGGUUAUCAACCAGCAAUUUUGCUCUUACAAACUGAAAACCACAAAGGAGCAAACGUUCUGCCGAAACGAAUACAAUGUCAGCGGUCUCUGCAACCGCCAGUCCUGCCCUCUGGCAAACUCCCGAUAUGCUACGAUCCGAUCGGACCCCGAGACCGGCGCGAUGUAUCUGUACAUGAAGACGGUGGAACGAUCACACAUGCCCAACAAGUGGUGGGAGCGGGUGCGACUGUCGUCCAACUACGCCAAGGCGCUCGAGCAGGUCGACGAGCGGCUGAUAUACUGGCCCAAGUUCCUGGUGCACAAGUGCAAGCAGCGACUCACGCGACUGACACAGGUGGCCAUUCGCAUGCGGAAGCUGGCCAAGGAAGACGAGCGAUUGGGUGAGACGGUGGUGCCGCGGUUGGCGCCUAAGAUUCGACGGAGAGAAGAAGCCCGUGAGCGCAAGGCCGAGUCGGCCGCUAAGGUUGAGAGGGCGAUUGAGCGCGAGCUGAUCGAGCGUCUGCGCAGCGGUGCCUACGGGGAUCGACCGCUCAAUGUUGAAGAGGGGAUCUGGAAGAGGGUCCUUCGGGGCUUGGAGCGCUCGGGUGAGGGUGAGCGCGACGAGGAUCUGGAUGAUGGGGAGCAGGUGGAGGAUGAGGAAGAGGGUGUUGGGGAGGUGGAGUAUGUCAGCGAUAUGGAUGAGGACGAGGAUCUGGAGGACAUUGAAGAUUGGCUGGGUGGUGAGUCGGCGGACUCGAGUGAUGACUAUGAUGACGAGGAUGAGGACGACAGCGAGGAGGACAGCGACCAGGAGGAUGACAGCGCUCACAGCGAGGACGAGGCGAAGAAACCCGCGCCUGGAUUCAAGAGAAAGCGCCCUGCUCCCCAGGCCAAACCUCGGAAGAAGGGACCCAAGGUUGAGAUUGAGUACGAGACGGAGGGAGUUGGCAAGGAGAAUGCCCUGGCCUAA
Aspergillus steynii IBT 23096 is the source of this 975-nucleotide messenger RNA. RefSeq names its product ribosome biosynthesis protein MAK16. Gene Ontology annotation, cellular component: preribosome, large subunit precursor; nucleolus. The transcript is spliced from 2 exons. Gene Ontology annotation, biological process: maturation of LSU-rRNA; maturation of 5.8S rRNA. NCBI's taxonomy places the organism in Eukaryota, Fungi, Ascomycota, Eurotiomycetes, Eurotiales, Aspergillaceae. The record is from RefSeq and is a predicted model, not a curated record. Bases 1 to 975 code for a protein of 324 amino acids.